AUGCGCCCCAACUCCAUCAUAGCGCCCUUCACUGGCCUCUUGGUCGCCGGAGCAUCGGCCACUACCCAAACGGUCACUCCUCUCAAGCCCGUCUGGCCCUCAAAGUCUCACAAAGAGUGGCGUAUCGAUCUCGGUCCCCGCCCCGGCUUUCUGGUCGAUGACAUGGACGAGGGUCCCCUCAAGAAUAAGCUAGGUCAAUGUCUCAAUGACCCGACACCCCUCCGCUCGUCGCCCUGGGUCGUUGCUCACCGUGGCGGAGGCACAUUGUUCAUGCCCGAGCACUCGAUGCAGUCUCUCAUGACGGGUGUGCGCACGGGAGCCGGUGUCCUCGAGUGCGACGUUUCCUUCACCCAGGACCGUGAGCUUGUCUGCCGUCACAGCCAGUGCGAUCUGCACUUCACCACGGACAUCCUCCAGAGGCCCGAGCUAGCCGCCAAGUGCUCCGAGCCCUUCACUCCAGCCAGAGACGGCAAGGAUGCUUCAGCUAAGUGCUGCACCAGCGACAUCACUGUCGCCGAGUUCAAGACGCUCUGCGCCAACAUGGAGGGCGAGAACACCAACGCCACUACCAUUGAAGAGUACCACCCUAGCACUCCCAACUGGCGCACCGACCUGUACGCCACAUGCGGCGAGACCAUUACUCUCGAGGAGCACAUUGAGACUGUCAAAUCUCUAGGUCUACUGCACACCCCCGAGCUCAAGACUCCUGAGAUCCCCAUGCCCUUCCAGGGUAACUACACCCAGAAGAUAUACGCCCAACAGCUUAUCGACACGUAUCGAAAGCACGAGGUUCCCGCCGACCAGGUCUACCCGCAGAGUUUCCUGUACGAUGACAUCCUGUACUGGAUGGCCAACGAACCCGAGUAUGCCCGCCAGGCCCUUUUCCUUGACUCGUACGGAGAUACGGCAGAAACCUUCCCUGCCGCCGUCAGCAACCUGACCAACUACGCCGCCGAUGGUCUCAACUACAUUGCCCCUCCCAUCGUCUACCUCGUCACCGCCAAGGACGGCAAGAUGGUCCCCAGCGAAUAUGCUAUCGAGGCCAAGAAGCUGGGUCUCAAGAUCCUACCCUGGACGAUGGAGCGUUCUGGGCCUCUCGCUUUUGUCAAGGAUAACGGUGACUAUUAUUACCAGUACUUUGCUGAUGCUGUCCACAAGGAUGGGGAUAUGUACACCUUGAUUGAUCUCAUGUACAGGAAGAUUGGAAUUGUCGGUCUGUUCAGUGACUGGACUGCUACUCUCUCUUUUUAUGCUAACUGCAUGGGCAUCUUUGACAAGCCUUGA
Messenger RNA from Geosmithia morbida, 1284 nucleotides. RefSeq names its product glycerophosphoryl diester phosphodiesterase. NCBI's taxonomy places the organism in Eukaryota, Fungi, Ascomycota, Sordariomycetes, Hypocreales, Bionectriaceae. Gene Ontology annotation, molecular function: glycerophosphodiester phosphodiesterase activity. Gene Ontology annotation, biological process: lipid metabolic process. The transcript has a single exon. The record is from RefSeq and is a predicted model, not a curated record. Bases 1 to 1284 code for a protein of 427 amino acids.